Messenger RNA from Daucus carota subsp. sativus, 2260 nucleotides. RefSeq names its product rust resistance kinase Lr10-like. NCBI's taxonomy places the organism in Eukaryota, Viridiplantae, Streptophyta, Magnoliopsida, Apiales, Apiaceae. The transcript is spliced from 6 exons. The coding region runs from base 133 to 2082 and encodes 649 amino acids. Gene Ontology annotation, biological process: protein phosphorylation. The record is from RefSeq and is a predicted model, not a curated record. Gene Ontology annotation, molecular function: polysaccharide binding; ATP binding; protein kinase activity.
UGAUGAGUGUAUUUUGGUACAUUGAUAUUGAAAUUCUUUCGGAAAGCACCUGGAAAUGAAGUGUAAGCUUUCCCAGACUAUAUGCAACACAAAUGCAUCUCGGGUUUGCAAUAGGCCAUACAUGGUGUAGUGAUGUCUUCGUUGAUACUAGUCAUCGUUGUAGCGUUAACGAGCAGCUUCUGCAAAACCUCUUCUGCUGCUUGCGGUGAUUUUGUUAACAUAAGCUGCCCUUUUUAUCUCCAAGGUCAACAGCACAAAUGUCGCGGUUCCAGCUAUCAACUUUCUUGUGAUGAGAACAACCGUACUAUGAUAGCUCUUGUCAGUGACAAAUUUUAUGUGGAGGAAAUUAAUUAUGUGAAUUCUUCUCUUCGGAUCAUCGAUUCAGGCCUAGCCAGAAAUAACUACUCAUGUGAUUCCAUUCCUCUUCAUCCUUUCUUCAACGAGGACAGAUAUGUCCGUGGAAGCUUUUCUCCGAUCGCGGAGAUGAAUAGGCCAGUGACAUAUAUCGACUGCCCUGCUCCUGUUGGGAAUUCAUCAACUCGAUACAUUCCAACACGUCCUUGCUCAUCAUCACGAGUCUCUUCCUACGUCGUCGUUGGAUAUAUGAAUAUCUCCGAAGUGGAAAACAAUUGCACGAUCAGGAAGACAACUUGGGUGUCGUCGCAGUGGCCUAACAUUGAUAAAACUUCUUUCUUGGAGAUUUCGGAUGAUAUGGCUUACGGGGUAGAGCUUUCGUUCAAAUAUUUAUCCUGCUUAAAGUGUCAUGAUCCUCGAUCGCACUACUGUCGGAGAGUUAGAAGGAAUGAAAGUCCUUAUCUUUUCUGCACUGACAGCAUAUGGUACGACUCUUGGCGGUUUUUUCUUGAACUUGCAGGCCUGAUUUGGGGUGGUUGGCUUUUCGUCUUGUUGAUAUUUUCAAUAGGCUUUCAAGAUUUCACCAUACUCGGUAAGAGGUUGUACUUCUCGAUGAUACUGAGAAUGGCCCUGGGUGCAAGAUACUUUUGUGGAAUAGCUUUUUUAUCUGUUAUUUUGAUCUAUAAAUGGAGGAGAAGACAUUUAUCAGCACAUGACACUAUUGAAGACUUCCUGCAAGGUCACAACAAUCUGAUGCCUAUUAGGUACACUUAUUCCCAGAUCAAGAAAUGCACCAAAGGGUUCAAUGAUAAGUUGGGUGAAGGAGGUUUUGGUGCUGUAUAUAAAGGAAAACUUCGGAGUGGACUUCUUGUAGCUGUUAAAAUAUUGAGCAACUCCAAGGCUAGUGAUGACCAAGAUUUCAUCAAUGAAGUUGGUACAAUUGGUAGAAUCCACCAUGUUGGCAUUGUGAGGCUUGUUGGCUUUUGCGUUGAAGGUUCAAAACGUGCUCUCGUUUAUGAGUUCAUGCCUAAUGGAUCUCUUGACAAAUAUAUUUUUCAAGAAAAAAUUGGAGGUGAAGUAGGAACAACCACUUUGAGUUGCGAAAAGAUUUAUGAGAUCUCAUGCAAAGUGGCAUGUGGCAUUGAGUAUUUACAUCGAGGUUGUGACAUGCAAAUCCUGCAUUUUGAUAUCAAGCCUAAUAAUAUCCUCCUCGAUGCAAAAUUUAAUCCAAAAAUCUCUGAUUUUGGCCUUGCAAAAUUAUGUGCUACCGAUCAUAGUAUUGUGACUAUGACUGCAGCACGGGGAACCCUGGGUUACAUGGCCCCAGAGCUAUUUUACCAAAAUAUCGGAGGUGUUUCUUAUAAGGCGGAUGUUUAUAGUUUUGGAAUGUUGUUGCUGGAAAUGGCGGGGAAAAGACAUAAUGUGAAUCCUUUUGUGGAUGAAAGUAGUCAAAUAUACUUCCCUUCAUGGAUAUAUGACCAAAUUAGCAAAGGGAAGGAGAUUGAAAUGGACCAUGCUACGAACAAUGAAAAGGAGUUGAUUAAGAAGAUGAUUAUUGUAGCAAUGUGGUGUAUACAGAUGAAGCCAACUGAGCGUCCUUCGAUGCAGAAAGUUAUUGAAAUGCUGGAAGGGGAUCUUGAAGUAUUAGUGAUACCUCCUAAACCUCUGAUUUGUCCCCAAGAGCCUCCAUUUGAGGAUCAAGAACUGGAUCUUACAUCACCUAUCUGAUGAUUAUAUUCCAUAGCUCUGUUAUUAAUAAGAUGAUAUUAGCCUACUUUAUCACUUAAUUUGUUAAAUCAAGAACUGUAUUAAUAUGCAGUGUUAAUUACAAUUGCAUUAACAGUUUCCAAAUAUAUAUUACACCUUAUAUGUACCUAGUGGCCAAGUACUCGGCCCCUUUAUUCAA